AAUCAAAUAUUCAAAAUGGAACGAACCAGGUUAGCUGUUGAAUUGCCGAACUGUUUUUGUAAUGUUCCGGCUUCGUCAGUAUAUUCAGAGGAAUUCGGUCUACUGUAUGAAUGUCAUUACCGUCAUGCUAAUCCGUGGCAAAAGGUAGUAGACCAAUAUACCAAAGAAAAUGAUGAUAAAGAAAACGGCGGUUCUAAUCAAGAAGAGGAAGGAGCAAAAGUCAAUGUCGAUCCAUCCAGCCGUCAUACAUGUUCACUCAAUUCUGGUAGUUCAAAUGGGUUUUGUGGGUUCCACGUUCACAAAAGGUCAUGGGAUAUGUUUAUGCGUGCAUAUAUGCGAAAUGAACGUGUAAAACGAUGUGAACGGGAGCUAUCAAUUUGUCCCUAUUUCAAUUUUACAUUUUGCAUAGUAUUUGGUAUCCAAAAUGAGUAUCCGAAGCGCCAUCCUCCCGCGCCCAAUUGUUUUUGUGGAAAGCCUGUAGUAUUACGAACUGCAAGAGAUAGCAGACUUAUGUUCAGUUGUGCUAAUUAUCAUAUCAGUGGCGCACGACCAAAGUGUACUUGGCAUCUGUACGCUGAGGAAGUCCCUUUUAAUAAUACUGAUUUCUGCACGCAUCCAUUAAUCUCCAUGCAAGCGACUAGACUGCUGGAGCAAAUUGAUGAGACGUCCACAACAAACGACUCGCCCUCAGUUGAAAAAACGGAAAUAUCGGUCGCCGCUAACGAUCAACCC
Molecule: messenger RNA, 732 nt
Organism: Ambispora leptoticha
Lineage: Eukaryota; Fungi; Glomeromycota; Glomeromycetes; Archaeosporales; Ambisporaceae
Source: the annotation of a GenBank genome assembly